CCACCGUGGUGCUAAGAGCCUCGUCAAGGCCGGGGCCUUAAUUAUCACUCUCAGCCUGAUCGCCACAUCUUGAACCUCCGAAUCUCCCUGCAGCUGUGAUUCCUCUCUUCCUCCCUGCCUACCGUCGUCCGAAACCCGACACAAAAUGGCUACAAGACGUUCUCUGCCGAUCGGCCAAUAUCAGGUGUGCGUGGUGUGAGCUCUCCCGGAUGAGAUGAGUGCGGACAUAGCCACUCCGGAUGAGCGGCAUCGGCAGAUCAGGGUCACCACAAACUGGACCCAAUAACUAUGUGCUGGGUCGGGUUCAUGAACACAAUGUGGUCCUUGCCUGGCUAGCCUCGGGUGUCUAUGGCACAAAUGCUGCGGCAAGAGUUGCGAGACAUGCUGAGGACAUUCACUGGACUGCGAUUUGGACUGUUGGUGAGAUUGAAGGAGGUAUCUCUAACCUGCCAAAGAGAGUGGACAUCCGUCUCGGGGCCGUUGGGGUCAGCGAGCCUGAAAACACGUACGGAGGAAUGGUUCAGUUUCGCCUCGGCGGGGGUCAGGCCGUCAACAGAAUUAGCUCUUAACUCUUCAAGUAUGACAUCUCGUUCAAGGGCAUGAGCCGGCUUUGACAGCAGUUCAUCGGACUGUUCGGAAUCUUGGUUUUCCAUUGGGAGAAUAAUAACUAGACAAAAUGCGGAACCCAAGGUUAGACGGUGAUAGAGAGAGGAAGGGAGACAGAGUUGUUUCCUGCCAAACAAGUCUUGGGUGCAAUAUUUAUCGUUGCUUGUCCCUGUAGAGACCAUGGCUUGGUAAGUGUAUAUGGGUAUCGGUGCGUGACGUUAGUUAUGUGGCUGUCUUAGUCCUUGCCAGGCUAUGGCUGGAGCAUAACCCAAACAAAACUACCACAGUUCAGGAGGCAGGACUUUUUCAGAAGUCUUGGUACUUGGAUUUCCACCUCUCAAGAGUCUUCUAUGCAACAUUCAACGGACAGUGGGGUAAGGGUGCUGGUAUAGAGGAGGCGUCGCACUGAUAGACAUCGUGAAUAGAGGUCGUUCAGAGGCUUUG
Exophiala oligosperma is the source of this 1050-nucleotide messenger RNA. RefSeq lists its product as uncharacterized. Gene Ontology annotation, molecular function: catalytic activity. NCBI's taxonomy places the organism in Eukaryota, Fungi, Ascomycota, Eurotiomycetes, Chaetothyriales, Herpotrichiellaceae. Gene Ontology annotation, biological process: nucleoside metabolic process. The transcript has a single exon. The coding region runs from base 240 to 569 and encodes 109 amino acids. The record is from RefSeq and is a predicted model, not a curated record.